Molecule: messenger RNA, 4301 nt
Organism: Dreissena polymorpha
Lineage: Eukaryota; Metazoa; Mollusca; Bivalvia; Myida; Dreissenidae
Product: two pore calcium channel protein 1-like
Exons: 19
Coding region: 229-2901 (890 amino acids)
Biological process (GO): monoatomic ion transport; transmembrane transport
Cellular component (GO): membrane
Molecular function (GO): monoatomic ion channel activity; calcium ion binding
Source: RefSeq, a predicted model, not a curated record
GUUGUUGAUACGAGCUCACAAGUUCACUUCAUAAACGCUUGAGACAAUCGCUUUGUGAGAUGGAUACGCCCCCUUGUGCAGUAUUAACAAGAUAAAGGCGAUUUUAUUCACGAGUUAAUUGGGUUGUUGAUGUAUUCAAUGAUUGUGGUCAGUUUUAGGAAUACAUUUAAAAAAACAAUAUGGAUUUGUGAUUGCUAACCAUGUUUUGUGUAUGGAUUGGAUAUUAAAAUGUCGGAAUCUGGCAAUCAUCUAGACAAUCCUGUUAUUGUAAUUGACGGUGUUGAAGAUGAUCAAAUAAUACCAAAUAAAGCUGCAAAAGAAAAGAUCGACACGGGACAAGACAGUCAGACAAUAGAGAUAACAUCAGAAAUACCGGUUGCAAAAUCCCACUUAAUAAAACCACCACCGAAUGUGUCACCAAGAGUUAAACGCGAAAAUCAAAACGUUAGUAAGCCGGAAACCGUGACGCUUAGCAUUCCAACAGAGAAACAACAACCGUCGAAUGCCCCUACCUCAGCCACAAAGUCAUCCAAUGGUGAACCUAGUGAAAGAAGACGAAGACAUUCUAGCAGAGAUGAAGAUCUUAAACAUUUGACAGAAGAGAAACUUAUUCUGGCCCAAACACUUAUUGAAGAUGCAGAAAGCGGGAGAAAUUUCACUUACAAGACGGAUCCGAAUUAUGUUAGGUACUACAUUUUGUACCACCAGUGGUACUUCAGGCUAGCCCUUUAUAUUUGCAUCUUGCUGAACAUGAGUCUUGCACUGUUUGAGAAGCCAACUCGACCGGAUUGGGCUGUCCCAUAUUGGGGUUCGAUGAUUAUGGAGGCAUUCUGUAUAGCUUUCUUCAUUGUUCGCGUCAUCCACUUGUCAUACUUCAGUCAACCAAAUAUUUUCUGGCGAGACACCAAGAACCUCAUGGUCAUCGCCAUCAUUGCAUUGACUAUUAUCGACAUGAUAUGCUAUAUCGCCUGGGUGAACGCUGCCCCGGACACAAACCCUGUUCGAUGGUCCCGCCCCCUCAGAGCGCUGCUUAUCAUAAACUUCUCUGACGGCAGGCAGAUCCGUCGAGCCUUCCGGAACAUUCGCCGGACCGUUCCCGAGAUCAUGAAUGUGUUCAUAUUAUUCCUAAUGGGAGUUCUGCUGUUUGCGCUUCUGGCUCUGAAACUGUUUGGGCGAAGGAAGAGUCUCAAGUACCCUGAUGGUGAGCCGUAUUUCAAGACCUACUUCGACAGCGUAUGGGAUCUUUAUGUGCUGGUCACAACGGCAAACAAUCCUGAUGUUAUGAUGCCAGCGUAUGACGAGAGCAACUGGUUCGCCCUAUUCUUCAUGGCGUACCUGAUCAUCUGUCUGUACGUGUUCAUGAGCAUAGUGCUUGCCGUCAUUUAUAACAAUUAUAAGGAAAACAUGAAGAACGAGAUCAGAGAUUCUGUGUUCGGGAAGAGGAGAAAGUUACGUCAGGCAUUCAGUAUCCUGAAAAUACAAAGGAAUGGCGAGGACAUUAUUACAAGGCACAUUUGGGAAACAAUCAUGGCAAAAGUGCUGCCCACAAAAAGCAUACAGCAGAUAGAUCUACUAAUGACGAUAUUAGACAAGGAUGGGACUGGCUACAUAAGCAAGUCUGACUUCUUGAACUUGAUCAACCUUUUGCAAGUACCAGUUUCGGAGGUAAUGGACCGACAGACAUUUCUUGAAAAGAAGAUACCAGACAUAUACAACUCGAAAAUCAGUCGCUUUAUCAGAAUAUGUGUACGACACAAAUUCUUCCGCAUUUUCUUCGACGUUGCAAUUUUUGUAAACGCCUGGUUUAUUGGGUUUGAUUUAGACGUUGCUGAUUGGUUCUUCCUUGCCAUCUUCAUGAUAGAAAUUGUUUUAAAACUGUAUGUGUUCGGACCAAAAGAGUUCUUCCGCCGACUUUGGAACAUAUUCGACUUCUUAGUGAUAUUUGGAGCAGUGAUUGCCACAUGUGUCGAGUCGGUGGUUGGUGAAGUUGGCGAGGAGUUGAGUACACUUGACUUGUUGCUGGUUCUUCGAGUCAUGAGGCUGGUUAAAAUAUUAAUCAGCAUCAAGAGAUUCAAAUUGAUCAUUGUGACAAUUUACAACAUAGGACCUUCAAUUCUCACAUACGGCGGAGUUAUUUUCGUUCUAUACUACAUGUUCGCGAUCGUCGGCAUGGAGAUAUUCCACGGUCUUGUCCAGUUCUAUGGCUAUAACGAGUCUGAUCCCAGCCAGAUGUUCUGUGGCAACCCGAAACUCAACGGUACCGCCUUCUAUUACAACCAUUACUGCAACAACAACUUCAAUGACAUUCUCCAUUCGAUAGUUGUCUUGUUUGAGUUGACCGUAGUCAAUCAGUGGCAUGUUAUCUCUUCUGGAUUUAUAUUUGUGACAAACAAGUGGGCAAGGCUGUAUUUCUUAUCGUUCCACAUGUCCUGCGUAAUCAUUGUUCUCAACAUUUUCGUCGCAUUCAUUCUGGAAGCGUUCAUAUUGGAGUACAAUCUGCAAAGAUCGGGAAAAUUCGAAUCUGCCGUUGAAUCGAAGAUAAAAGAACUCGGCAUUGGCAUCGGGCAGCAAGCAAACACCGGCGCCAACAUAGGCCCACCGGAAGUAGACAAGUUGGAGCUGGUAAAUAACGAAGCGCAGGUUGACAAAAGUCCGCAAAUGUCUCGACGCAACAGCACUGCGGACAUCGAGGCGAACGAUGAGUCUGGUAGUGAAACCGAUAGCAUACCGGACCUUUCCAACGAGAAGGGUGUUAGAUUUCAUCUCAAGAAAAAGAGUCGUAAAACGGUCGAAGUGCUUCUUCAGCAAAUGUUCGAAGGGGAAAUAAAUCCAGAAGAUGACGGUGAUGAAAAUUCCUACAAUUUGAGACAACGCAAGUGGACUUUAGAAGCGGUCGCGUAAAUCUAGUGACGUUAAUCCAUGCAUUCAUUUUCCAUACCCAUCUAUAUAGUUGUGAUGGCAAUUUUUGCAGUAAGUAUUUAUUUAGUGAUACAAGAACAGAGAAUCGAAGCAUAUGAGAGUUAAUGCUAAUGGAUUUGCACUUUUAACAUUUUUGCUCAACCAUCAUCAGAGCCCACAUAUGAAACUCAAAUGACAUGUGCUGGUAGUUCUUGAAUGUGAACAAGUCCAUGUGUUGGUUGAGUUGAAUAAUUUAUUGUUGUUUUAGUUUAAAUACAUACAAAACGAACUUUUAUUUCAUGUAAUGCUCACUUAUAAACUUUCACCAACGCAUGAAUUAAGUUAAGUGAGACAUUUGUUUUGUUGUUUGUUUUUACACUUGCUUUAAAAACAGGUACAUACAUGUUUAACUAUUAUUUUAUAUAUAGUGUUAAUAAAUCAACGUUCACAAAGACGUGUGUUAAGUUUAAUGAUACCAAUCUUUUGCUCUUUGUUUAGUUCUUGUUGUUGAUACGUGUACAUACAUUUUGAACAAUUAUUAAGUGUUCAUUUAUCGAUUUUUUGCUAUUUACAAUAGCUUAUUUUAAGUGGAACAUUUGUAUGUGUGUAUGUGUGUUGAACUUGUUGUAGAUACAUAUUAAACUUUUAUUUUAAAUAUCAAAGUAUGAAAGGGAUGUGCAAUUUAAACAGUGACAAAAGCAUUGUCUCUAUACAGUGUUAAUCAAUCUGUUGUAUUAUGUAUGUGAUGUGUAAUUGUUCAGAUUUUCUGUAACAAAUGGAUUAUAUUUUAAAUGAAAGUAUUUUAGAAUGAUUAUCUGUAUUUUACAUAUGUUUACUAAGUUAACUAGAUGAACACGUUGCUAUCAACGUAUUCAUUGUGUCCAUUAUGUGCUAAUUCAUUUUACAUACCGGAGCAAAACUAUUUCAAAAUUGACUGAUUGUUAGCAAUAACGCCAAUUACCAAAUGCCAAUUACCAGUGUUUUAAUUUGGACCACAUAGUUUUACCAAAGAAAAUAGAUGCUCUGUUUACGCACUACCUUGCAAAAGAAGAAGAUAUACACAUGUGCCCCGAUUAAAAUUCCAUGUGCACGCACAAAAAAGAAUACAUGCGGCCUCAUCUUAUAACAGUCAUGAAAAAAAUACCGAUGCCUGGGGCGAUACGGACAUAAAGUGCUACCAGUAUUUACAGGUUUCGGAUCAUUUUCGGCAACACACAUUUCGGGCUUUGAACGGGAAGCUUCACUUGAAUCAAGAUUAAUGUUAUACGGGAAGGUUAUCUGAAGAUUGCAUUACUUUUCCCAUUCUGCGUACAUUUUUCUGUGUAAAUAAUACGUGUUAGACAUUAUAUAUUAAAGUUUUGAAACUAUUAUGUAACUGUUCACAUAAUAAAACUAUUAUUUGA